GUCAUGGCUUCGCCGAGCUUCAGUCUCACGAGUCCAAGGUGCAAUCACACCAACAACCGGAGCCAAGUGAUACAUGGCCAACAGUUCGAGCUACCUUUAGUGAACUGUUCACUUGGCGCACCGACAUCCUCACGAAAAGAGGUUAACUGGCUGACCAGAUCGUUUUGGCCAAGGAUCCCGGCGGACCUCAUUGGUUUUCCCCGCAUCUCCGCCGCGCUCGCCCUGCCGGCAUGCCGCGCGGCGUAAAUUUACGCCCGGGAGGUUGGCAUCUGCGCCCUCUGCAGGCUGUGCUGGUGUUGAGUACCUCGGCGCUGCUUUUCUGCAAUCCGGGGCGCACGCGCAGCACGCGCACGAGCCUGACGAGCCUGCCGCGGGCGGCCGGCGUGUGGCCCCCCUCGAGGUCGACCGGCCGCACAUGGCGGCAGGUCCAUGAGGAGGCGAAGGCGCUGCAAGACCGGCUCCGCAGCGUGAUUGUAGAGAGUGGGCAAUGCGUACGGGAGCUGGAUAAGAUGUUCACAGACAGGAAAGAUCCACCCGACGAGGCGCCGGGCAAGCCAAAGGACGACCCUCUGGGCAUGGGCAGCCUCAUGCGGGCCCCGCGAGUCGAGCGGAUCUUCCCGGACGUGGAGGCGAAUCGCCCAGUUCUGGCUGGUGAGCUGGCGACUCGAGCGCCCAUCGUGGGCCGCUUCUCCUCGAGCCCCCGCUGCGCCAUGCCGGUGCGGGUGCUGCCCCAGCAACUGCUGAGCGGUGCGGGGGACGACCCGGCUGCCUCGCAGGAGGAGAACGAGCUCUGGCGCACUUCUGUGGAUUUGCUGAUCGAGACGCUGGAGCCGCUGUGGCCGGAAGCCGAGGCCAAGGCGACGACUGUGCUGACGGCGGAGUAUUCUGCGGAAAAGAGGCGGGACGAGAGCGUGGGGGACGUGCGGAAGCGUGUGCUGCGGCAGAUGGUGCGGGCCAACACGGGGCUCCGCAGCGAGGC
Molecule: messenger RNA, 979 nt
Organism: Effrenium voratum
Lineage: Eukaryota; Dinophyceae; Suessiales; Symbiodiniaceae
Source: the annotation of a GenBank genome assembly